Molecule: messenger RNA, 1557 nt
Organism: Populus euphratica (Euphrates poplar)
Lineage: Eukaryota; Viridiplantae; Streptophyta; Magnoliopsida; Malpighiales; Salicaceae
Product: sugar transport protein 8
Exons: 4
Coding region: 1-1557 (518 amino acids)
Biological process (GO): monosaccharide transmembrane transport
Cellular component (GO): membrane
Molecular function (GO): monosaccharide transmembrane transporter activity
Source: RefSeq, a predicted model, not a curated record
AUGCCCGAGUUAACCCUGGUCGAUGGAUCUGGUGUUCUUCGGGACUUACCUGCCAAGCUUACAUGGCAGGUCAUCGUUUGUACCGUUAUUGCAGCCUGUGGUGGUCUCAUGUUUGGGUACGACAUUGGAAUUUCGGGAGGAGUGACAGGAAUGGAUAUGUUUUUGGAAAAGUUCUUCCCUGAAGUUUAUGUCAAGAAGCAUCAAGCUAAAGCAAACAACUACUGCAAAUUUAACAGUCAACUUCUCCAGCUCUUCACAUCUUCCCUCUACCUUGCAGCCAUUGUAGCUUGCUUUAUCGGCUCAAUUUGUUGCAAGAAAAGGGGCCGCAAACCCACCAUGCAGAUUGCCUCCGUCUUCUUUCUUGUUGGUGCCAUUUUAAAUGCUGCUGCUCUCAACAUUGGCAUGUUGAUCGCUGGAAGGCUUUGUCUGGGCGCUGGAAUUGGUUUUGGAAACCAGGCAGUGCCAUUAUUCAUAUCAGAAAUUGCACCUGCAAGGUACAGAGGAGGCCUUAAUCUUUGUUUUCAGCUCCUUAUCACAAUAGGCAUUCUAACAGCUAAUGUGAUCAAUUAUGCCACUUCAAAAUUACACCCCUAUGGUUGGAGAAUUUCACUGGGUGGUGCAGCAUGCCCUGCUUUACUUCUCCUCCUUGGCUCUCUUAUGAUCGUGGAGACUCCGACGAGCCUCAUAGAACGAGGGAAGGAUGAAGAAGGGUUGUAUACUUUGAAGAAGAUUAGAGGCGUUGAUAAUGUUGAUAAAGAGUACGAAGAAAUUUCGCAAGCUGUUGAAUUUAGUAGACAAAUCAGGCAUCCCUUCAAGAACCUUUGGAAACAGUCGGGUAGGCCUCAACUAGUAUGCGGUGCACUUAUUCAAAUCUUCCAGCAGUUCACAGGCAUCAGUGUGGUCAUGCUUUAUGCCCCAGUUCUCUUUCAAACCAUGGGGUUAGGUGAGAAUGCAUCAUUGAUGUCUGCUAUAAUGACUAAUACAGUUAAACCAAUAGGCACCGCGUUUGCAAUUGUUGUGGUUGAUAGAUUUGGUAGAAGAGCAUUGCUAAUUGAAGCAGCCAUUCAGAUGUUCAUUUCUUUGGGUGCAAUUGGAGUAAUCCUCGCAGUGCAUUUGCACUCCACAAACGUUGUGGCGAAGCAUUAUGCCGUACUUGUGAUCGUCUUGGUCUGUGUGUUCUUGGCUGCUUUUGCAUGGUCAUGGGGUCCCUUGGGAUGGCUAAUCCCAAGUGAAAUAUUCCCGAUAGAGACUCGAAGUGCUGGCUUCUCCGUUGCUGUUAUUAUGAAUUUUGUUUUUACAUUUCUUGUUGCUCAAACAUUCCUCACCAUGUUAUGCCACAUGCGAGCCGGGACUUUCUUCUUAUACUGUGCUAUGCUUGCUGUAAUGUGCCUUUUUGCCAAAUACUUUCUACCCGAGACGAAAGGAAUCCCAAUUGAUGAAAUGGUGGAAAGAGUGUGGAAGCAGCACUGGUUCUGGAAGAGGUACUACAAGGAUCAUGAUAAUGGUAAGGGAGGGCUGGAAAUCCAAGAUGAACCUAAGGAGAAUACAAUUGCAUAG